AUGCCAGAACGGGACGACAGAGCUGCGUCCACUGCACGUGUCAGCAGCAGCAUGCCGCAUACGACGAUGCUGGACACGGCUACCAGUAUGGCGGCGUUGCCCGCACAUCUGCCUCAUGCGACAUCAUCAUCAUCACAUGGGCUUCCCAUGGCGCCCAGGCAGAAAGGCAAAGAGAGGCAGUCGUGCGAGAUGUUCUCGUCGGGAGAGCCAUCGUCGCCCGGUUCAUUGUACGACGCUUUUGUGGCCGAGGUUCCCAGCAACGAGAGCGAGGUUACGCCUGCAACGGAGCGCAACAGUGGCUCUAUCAUGCACAAGGAGGAGAUGGAUAAGAUGAUGGGCACAUUUGCCGUGUCGGAUGAUCUCUGA
Messenger RNA from Sphaerulina musiva SO2202, 366 nucleotides. RefSeq lists its product as uncharacterized. The record is from RefSeq and is a predicted model, not a curated record. The coding region runs from base 1 to 366 and encodes 121 amino acids. Lineage: Eukaryota; Fungi; Ascomycota; Dothideomycetes; Mycosphaerellales; Mycosphaerellaceae. The transcript has a single exon.